UCAUGGGGCCCCCGGGCAAUAGGGGAUCAUGGGGCCCCUGUGUCCUUGCCCAAACUAAAAAAAGCCUAUGAAAAAGGUACCAGGGGCAUCUCAUGGGGCCCCCUACUGACCCCGGGCCCUCGGGCAGUGCCCGAGUUUCCAAAUGGUCAGUCCGCCCCUGUCCGACCCUGACUGUGACAUACUGAAGCAGAGCAUGAUCCCCUCCCUCUGGAGACUGGGCUGCAGGGCAGUAUUCCAACAUGAUAACGACCCCAAACACACCUCCAAGAUGACCACUGCCUUGCUAAAGAAGCUGAGG
Messenger RNA from Staurois parvus, 298 nucleotides. The record is from the annotation of a GenBank genome assembly. Lineage: Eukaryota; Metazoa; Chordata; Amphibia; Anura; Ranidae.